GAUCAGAGAGCUAAAGUGCCUAAGAGUAUCUAGAACCACUUUCUAUCCAUGAUAGGGCCCACCUGGUGAACCGUCUUGUUUUGAAACAUCAUCCUGAGAAACGGCUCUAACCACAGAAUCGCUAUAAAUAGAAGUUUCCUACGUACUAAAACCACCAAGCUCACAAAAAUGAAAGAAGAAGAAGAAGAAGGACUAGUUGUUCAUGGCAUGCAGGAGGGAGGGGAAGAGGCUAAGAUGGAGCUGCCCGUGGAGGAGAUUAUUGAAGGGUAUGUGGGUUCUUUCGGAUUCUCGCAACUCCUACAUGUGUUCUUGGUCUCCCUUGCAUGGAUAUUCGACUCGCAGAACACGUUGGUGACUAUCUUCAGCGAUGCGCAGCCUACGUGGAGGUGCACUGGUGCUUCUUCUUCAUGCUCUCAUGGCUCCUCCAUGUGUGAGCUUGAGCCAGGAGCUUGGGAGUGGGUUGGAGGGAAGGCCAGCUCGACCAUCUCUGAAUGGGGUUUGAUAUGUGACCACAAGUUCAGGGCUGGGAUUCCAGCAUCCUUGUUCUUCAUCGGUUCUCUCUUCGGCUCCGCCGUUCAUGGCCGCUUGGCGGAUGCAUUCCUAGGAAGGAAGAAGACAGUCCUCCUUUCAUGUCUCCUAACUUCCAUAACUGCUUUCCUGACAUCCUUCUCACCCAACAUAUGGGUCUACGCCCUCCUCCGUUUCUCAAACGGGUUCGCCAGAUCAGGCAUUGGAAUUUGCUGCCUCGUCCUCUCUACGGAGGUUGUCGGACGGGAGUGGCGUGGCCAAGUAGGCCAAUAUGGCUUUUUCUUCUUCACAGCCGGCUUCCUUUCCCUCCCAUUGAUGGCUUACCCAACAAGAACAUCUUGGCGAAAAAUAUAUAUGGUCCUGGCUGUUCUACCCCUCUUAUACUCUGUUCUAAUCCUUCCUUUUGUUUCUGAGUCCCCGCGAUGGCUUGCAAUCAGAGGCAGAACGAAAGAAGCAAUGGAAGUCUUGAAUAAGCUAGCGAGACUCAACGGAAGGAAGCUGCCAAAGAACUUAACCAUUCUGAGCCCAUCCACUGCUAAAACGAACGACACCGAAACGACGACGGAAAGCUUGUGGUCUAAAAGGUGGGCCACAAAGAGGGUAAUCACGAUCAUGUUCACCGGUUUCGGAAUUGGCUUUGUUUAUUAUGGUGUUCAGCUGAACGUAGAGAACUUGAACUUCAAUCUCUACUUCACAGUAGCUCUAAACGCCUUGAUGGAGAUUCCAGCAGUUUUCCUUGGCAGUGUGCUGUUGGGUUUCACAGAUCGCCGGAUUCUUAUCUCUAUAUCUGCUUACAUCACCGGCAUUUCGUGUAUCAUCUGCAUCUUCUUCUCUCGCAAGAACGGAGAGGGGAAGGUACAAUCAAAAGGUAGCUGGUCUCAGUUAACCGCCGAAGCUAUAGGAUUCAUGGGAGCUUCGACAGCUUUCGAUGUUCUUUACAUUUACUGUGUGGAACUGUUCCCCACAAACGUAAGGAACUUCGCUGUGUCAAUGCUUCGGCAGGCACUGAUGUUGGGAGCAGCUAUCGCCCCUGUCCUGGUCGUUUUGGGUCGUCUGAGUCCAUCCAUUUCAUUCCUGAUAUUUGGGGCAUUGGCAAUAUUUAGCGGGUUUCUAGUACUCUUGCUGCCAGAAACCAGAAAUGCUCCUUUAUAUGAGACAUUGGAGCAUCAAGAGAAAGAGGAAAAGCUAAGUUCAGUUUCAGACCCUGAGAUAGAGCUGGGCAAUUGGUAAAAUUGUAAUCCACGGUUUAUAGACUCAGAGACUCCGAUCGAGUCGAGGGUGAUUCUUGUAGGGGCAACUGGUGGUAUCGAACCGGAUCUUAUGAGUUCAGUUGGAAGGGUCUUAAAACCAUGGAAAAACCAGUCUAUGAAAACUAUACAUAUGGUUUCAAUUGUGAGACUCUUUAAGCUUUCUGUGUGUUAUGUGUCCUGGACUAGGAAUACAAGAAAUUUCACUAA
Messenger RNA from Magnolia sinica, 1985 nucleotides. Its product is annotated as organic cation/carnitine transporter 1. Gene Ontology annotation, molecular function: transmembrane transporter activity. The record is from RefSeq and is a predicted model, not a curated record. Gene Ontology annotation, cellular component: membrane. Gene Ontology annotation, biological process: transmembrane transport. The transcript has 2 exons. The coding region runs from base 169 to 1758 and encodes 529 amino acids. Lineage: Eukaryota; Viridiplantae; Streptophyta; Magnoliopsida; Magnoliales; Magnoliaceae.